This is a messenger RNA of Uloborus diversus, 1233 nucleotides long. Its product is annotated as immunoglobulin domain-containing protein oig-4-like. The transcript has 4 exons. The record is from RefSeq and is a predicted model, not a curated record. The coding region runs from base 134 to 625 and encodes 163 amino acids. NCBI's taxonomy places the organism in Eukaryota, Metazoa, Arthropoda, Arachnida, Araneae, Uloboridae.
GAAGAUCAAUAGAGCGCGGAAGCUGCAACCGGAAAGAUAGAAAACAUCCGAGAUUUUUCCUCCGGCCGGGCGACACAGAGCAGUUGGCUCUCUGGAGAAACUUCUGCAUUUUUAACCACAUCUAUGCCCCAUAAUGAGCAGACUGAUCCUUUUCCUACUGGUCAGUGUGAUGGUGCUUUUUCUUCUGAUGGUCAAUCCGACAGACGGCGCACGAAAGGGGGGUGGUCGACGAAAAACCAAAUCACGGAUGUCAGGAUCACAGAGAAUGAUAUUCUACACCAACCCCAGGCGGAAAGAGUAUUACGAUAAUGAAAAUGGAGCUAAAAUCAUCAAGGCUUCACACUUUGACUAUGAAUUUUUACUGGGACACAAAAUUGUCUUCAUCUGUGCAGCCAAAGGCGAUCCAAGACCUCGAAUAACAUGGUUUAAAGAUGGCAUAGAACUUCAUGCACAUCCAUACUUGCAGAUAACAGAAUGGCACACUGGAAAUGACCACAUCAAAAGUAAACUAGAAAUUACCCCAGCCAGACAGAUGGACUCGGGCACUUAUGAUUGUGAGGCUAAUAACAAGUAUGCCAUUGACAGGAGAGGCUUUAAGGCAGAUUUUGGUACCAUCAGCAAAUGAGAUGAUCAAACGGACACACUCUAGAGAGUACUUUUUUAAUUUGAUGUUAAAAUUAUAAAACAGGUGCUUUGAAGAUAUGACUCUCCGGUUCUUUCCUAGUUUUAACAAGGAGCAUUUUAACCUUUUUUUUUAUAUGAUGCUGAAAAACGUUGAGUGCAAAAAUCUAGGUCUCUAAUCUAUUAGAAAAAGGUGUUACAAGCAAGGAAUAAAGUUAUGGGGGGGGGGGGAUCUUAAGUUUUAAUUUCAGUCAAAAUUAAGUUUCAUUAAUAUGUAUCAUAUGUAAGAGAAAAUAUAAGAGAAAAUAUGUUCCAUCUUCAGAAAUGCUUUUGUAUUAAACGCUUAACUGAGUCUUGUGUCUAAACCCCUCUGUCACAUUUAAACAUAGUGUACUGGCUAAAGAUUCAUACAUGCUAUCAUGCUCCCCCAGUGGCGCACACAGAAAUUUUGCAAGGGGUGGAUCCAAGGUUGAAAGCCUCAUUCUCAUAUCAUAUCCCAAUACGCCAAGCCAUCAAACAUAUUGACUUGAUUUCAUCGAUUCCCGAGAAUGAAAAACAGUAAAAAAUAACCUAUUGAAUAAAUAAUUAGCCCUAUUUAAUGAAAUAUACCUA